UUCAGGUGAGCAGUUGCUCGUCGGGGCGGCCGGCGGCGGCGGCGGCUCCGGGGCCCAGCAUGCGCGGGGGGCCCCGCGGCCACCAUGUACGUGGGCUAUGUGCUGGACAAGGAUUCCCCCGUGUACCCCGGCCCCGCCAGACCCGCCAGUCUCGGCCUGGGCCCUCAAGCCUACGGGCCCCCGCCCCCGCCCCCUGGGCCCCCGCAGUAUCCCGACUUCACCGGCUACUCUCACGUGGAGCCGGGCCCCGGGCCCCCUGCGGCCUGGAGUGCGCCCUUCCCUGCGCCCAAGGACGACUGGGCCGCCGCCUAUGGCCCGGGCCCCGCGGCCCCCGCCGCCAGCCCGGCCCCGCUGGCAUUCGGACCCCCGCCGGACUUUAGCGCGGUGCCCGCGCCCCCUGGGCCCGGCCCAGGUCUCCUGGCGCAGCCCCUCGGUGGCCCAGGCGCACCGUCCUCGCCUGGAGCGCAAAGGCGGACGCCCUUCGAGUGGAUGCGGCGCAGCGUGGCGGCCGGAGGUGGCGGUGGCAGCGGUAAGACCCGGACCAAGGACAAAUACCGCGUGGUCUACACCGACCACCAGCGCCUGGAGCUUGAGAAGGAAUUCCACUAUAGCCGGUAUAUCACCAUCCGGCGGAAGUCGGAGCUGGCCGCCAAUCUGGGCCUUACUGAACGCCAGGUGAAGAUCUGGUUCCAAAACCGGCGGGCAAAGGAGCGCAAAGUGAACAAGAAGAAGCAACAACAGCAGCAGCAGCAGCAGCAGCAGCCCCCACAGCCACCCCCGCCGGCCCAUGAUGUCACCCCAACUCCAGCUGGGCCGUCCCUGGGGGCCCUGUGCCCCAGCUCCGCCAGCCUCCUGGGCACCUCCUCCCCGAUGCCUGUCAAGGAGGAGUAUCUUUCAUAGCCCCCCAACUAGCUUUGCAGGCUGGGGGCCUCGGGGACUCAGGUGCUGGGAACGUGGCUCCUGUUGGGACUCAGGAGGCCUGGUCUGAGUCCCAGCCUUGCCACUGACCUUCUGAGUAACCCUGGACAAAUCACCCACCCAGCCCCUGCAUCCCCUGGGCCCGUCCAUGCAGUGAGCUUGUUGGAUAAGGACCUUUUCCAGCUGCGGUGCUCUAGGCCUCAGGGGGAUAGGGAGCCUGGGGUGGGAGGUCUCAAUUCCCAGGGGGCUGAGUGAAGGAGCCAAGAUAAAUCACCAGGCCCUACCUCCUCCUCCAUAGGCUCAAAGGUGGGAGGCUGCUAUAGGGACAAGACUCCUGGAGAAAGAAAAUGGAAGGCUUGCAGACCAUGCCCUGAGUGGGGGGAGGGUGUCAGCUCACAUCUGCCUUUUCCUGCAGCCUCACCUUUACCUGCCCCCAUAAUGACAUGCCCUGAACCCUCCCCAGGUGGGAUGCAAAGCACACAGCCUGCAGGACUGGACCUGAGCAAUAGGCUCUGAUGACCAUCCCUUCUGGGUAGCAGAGCCAUGUCCCCUCACUAGCAUUCUUAGUGGGGGCUCCAGAUUGGGGAGAGGCCCCGGAAGUGGGGCAGGGGGCAAAGUCCACUCUGCCAAGUUUCUACCACCCCACCAGGCUGUUCCUGAGGGCCCAGGCCCCAGGGAGCCCCCAAAGGACUUUCUGGACCAAGCAGACCUCACAGCUAGGCAAGUGUUACACAGAGAGUGGAAUCUCUUGGAUGCAGCUUCAAGAAUAAAUUUUUUUCCUCUUUUUAAAAAUGUAUAAAAAUCAUUAUACAUAGCAUGAAAAGAAAAUGUUAAAGAAGUGUAAAUCAUCCUUACCCUUCUCAACA
Vicugna pacos (alpaca) is the source of this 1784-nucleotide messenger RNA. RefSeq names its product caudal type homeobox 1 (gene CDX1). Gene Ontology annotation, molecular function: DNA-binding transcription factor activity, RNA polymerase II-specific; RNA polymerase II transcription regulatory region sequence-specific DNA binding. Gene Ontology annotation, cellular component: nucleus. The record is from RefSeq and is a predicted model, not a curated record. NCBI's taxonomy places the organism in Eukaryota, Metazoa, Chordata, Mammalia, Artiodactyla, Camelidae. Gene Ontology annotation, biological process: animal organ morphogenesis; embryo development; regulation of transcription by RNA polymerase II.